This is a messenger RNA of Botrytis sinoallii, 1251 nucleotides long. RefSeq lists its product as uncharacterized. The transcript is spliced from 2 exons. Bases 1 to 1251 code for a protein of 416 amino acids. The record is from RefSeq and is a predicted model, not a curated record. NCBI's taxonomy places the organism in Eukaryota, Fungi, Ascomycota, Leotiomycetes, Helotiales, Sclerotiniaceae.
AUGGGUCAUGACUACAUCCGUAAUCUCAGACAGGCCAAAAAUCAGAAGGCUAUGGACAAGGUGCGCUCCGAAUGGAACCAGAAGCUAAUCUCUUACAUGAUACUGAAGGAUGAGAAACUUCGUCGGAAAUACAAUGAGCACAACCACAGCUAUAAGUUCUACGAACAUUUGCAAAAAGAACAUGACUCCAAGGAGCUUGAAAGAGUGCACAACUCACCAGUUCUAGUAUCAGAGAAGAUGGAGCUUCGUGGCAAGAGUGUUAGCUUUCAGCCAGCUACCACAGGUUAUUCCUUCCGAAAACUAUCCACAGAGACGAAUGAUGUUUUUAUGGAGGGUGUUUCGGAUGAUGGAGCUAGUGCUUCUGAUACGCUGACCAGAGUGGAACAAAAUACAGAGAUAGAUUACUCAGUGGCUAUUACAUCUUCUGAGAAGCUCGGCGAUCGUGUUCAAGUAAAUCCCCAUACUAUCACUGACCGUCUUCCCAAAUUAAUGUCUCAAGCCUUUUCCAUUGGUAAAAUCCCACUUCAAAAUAAACUUACUAAUCAAAAUGCCGAAUUAUUGACUGACUCACUCAAAUCUUCUACACUGCAACGCAAAUUGUUGCAGACUCGGGAAAUUCAAGCACAACGUGUAGUUCAAGAAAAGAAAGCUCCAUCAAAACUUUCAGUUCAAGUAACAGAGCGAAGUGCCAAAUUUUCGAAGGAAGCUCGAACCCAACAUCCAGCUGUUCAAGAUCAAGUGCCCAAAAUUCUGCCUGAUCAACAGGCUUUCGUCCAAAAGCAACUUAAUGCGCAACGAGCCGCUGUACAAAGUGCGGCUUUGCAUCGCGCAGAAAUUCAAAGAUCCUUGGGUUUAGACAGAGCUCCUCCAACUGGUCCUCGAAUUCCGUUAGGUAUGGCUCCCCGCUUGAUGAUAAGUUCAUUUGCACACAGCUUGAACUCCACUUCGCUGUCGAAAUCAUGCCCACAACUUGGGUUGAAGAUAAUUCCUCCUCCCAUGAUCAAUAAAGUUGCUGAGAUCACGGGGUCUACAUUACAGCUGUCGAAAGGCAGCAAGCAGGGCCCAGCGAAGAAGAAGCGAAGGGUCCGGGAUAAAGAGUCUGAUGGAAAGAAAGAGAUAAGAAACGUGGGUAAUGGAGAUGGCAGUGGAAGCGGUGUUGAUGUAACAUUGCAGGAUAAAGGGAGGGCGAAAGAAGACCGAGGGGAGAAGAGUAGUUUGAAGGAGGACGGGGAAAUAUUAGAGGAUGAUUGA